UUGUAUGGAGAAUCCUUGUCUCUUUUGUUUAUGGAUAUUGUUAACCUCUGUGCUAAUUCAGGUGCAGGGUGGUGAUGGAAGUGUUGGGUGUGAUGAAGAAGAAAGAAGAGCACUUUUGAGACUAAGAGAUGCCUUUAAUGGAACCACUGCCCUUUCUUCUUGGGGUGAUGGAAAAGAAACGGAUUGCUGCAUGUGGGAAAGGGUUAAGUGUGACCAAUCCAAUCGCCAUGUCAUCCAACUCUCCCUUGGCGAUAUUAGGCUAUGGAGUAGUUCUGAUGAUUUUUUCCUAAAUGCUUCGCUAUUUCUUCCCUUCCGGGAACUACAGAAUCUGAGCUUAGAUUCAAACAGAAUACGAGGGUUCCAUGAGGUACUAAACUUAAGCAAGUUGCAGGUUUUGGAUUUAAGUUCCAAUUGGUUUGAUGAAAUUCCAAGUUUAGGUUUACUGCGCUCACUUAGGAUCCUUAAUAUGGAACUAAACAGCAGGAUCAAUACUUGGUCUCACUUUGAAGAGCUAACAACCCUGAAACAUCUGGAGCUGCUCAAUUUUGCUUUUAAUGAUCUGAGCGGAAAAAUUCCACAGUCCCUUGGAUCCUUAACCUCUUUAAGGUUUUUGUCAUUCAUGGGCAAUGACCUAAUAAGUGGCUCCUUGAAAGAUGGAGGCUUGUGCAAGUUGAGGAAGCUUGAAGAGUUGGAUCUGAGUUCAAAUGAAUUUCAAGGAAAAAUGCCUUCAUGUCUUGGCAAUAUGACAUCCCUUCGUGCUCUUAUUCUUAAAGACAAUUACUUGAUUGGAACACUUCCUUCUGCUGUUUUUUCUACUCUAACUUCACUCACACAUCUCUCUUUAUCUUUAAACUACUUUGAAGGUUCUUUCUCCUUCAAUUCAUCAUUUGGGAACAAUUCCAAACUUGAGAUCUUUGAACUUGAAAACCUUAGUAGUAACUUGACAGUAGAUACACAUUAUUGGAUACCACAACCUCAGAUCAAAGUAUUUCGAUUAACCAAUUGUAAACUCAAUGAGCCUGGCGGGAAUCUACCUAGUUUCCUAUUAAAGCAACGUGAGUUGAGAGUCCUUGACCUUAGACAUACAGGGGUGAGAGAAAUAUUUCCAACCUGGUUGCUUAUCAAUAACUCAAAUUUGGAAUUUCUCAGCCUUGCAGGCAAUUUCCUAACCGGACCUUUCACAUACAACAACCAUAUUCAAUCAAAGAAUGAAUAUCUCAGUUGGUUAGAUGUUUCUAUGAAUCAAAUCCAGGGGGUACUUCCAUAUUCUAUUGGCCUUUUUUUCCCAUAUCUGACCCUUUUGAACAUGUCUAAGAAUGCAAUACAAGGUCCUAUACCAAUGAGUUUUUGCAAGCUGAAGAAACUGAGAUUUUUAGACUUGUCAAAGAAUAAUUUUACUGAGACCAUACCUGCUUGUUUAGAUGUCUCAUCACUGAGAUACUUGCAUUUGCAUGGCAAUGGAUUUACUGGAUUUCUGCCAAAACUUUUGUCUGAAGCUUCCUCACUUGUGACACUAGACAUGAGAGACAAUAACUUAUCUGGCACACUUCCUACUUGGAUAAGUUCACUCUCAAAUUUAAGGUUUCUUCUCCUUGGUGGGAAUCAAUUCCAAGGUUCUAUCCCUUCCCAACUCUGUGACCUUAGGAACGUUAGCAUGCUAGAUCUUUCCUCAAAUCAUCUUUCUUCGGUUUUGCCUUCUUGCCUGCAUAAAUUACUGUUUGGGAGCAAAACAACCUUUAAUGCCAUGCUUGAGCCUAAGGUCUACGGAUGGGCUAGUUAUUGGAGUCUGACAACAUACUCGCAUGAAAGCCAACUUCAAAUAGACAUAUACUUUGAAUCCGAGUAUAUGGCUUCAGAUGAGGAGGAAGAAGUGGAAUUUGUAACAAAAAGUAGGUCUGAAUCAUACAAAGGAAGCAUAUUGAAGUACAUGUCUGGAAUGGAUCUUUCCUUCAACAAUUUUACAGGUCCAAUUCCUCAAGAGAUUGGGUUACUGAGUGAUAUCCACACUUUGAACUUAUCACACAAUCACUUUAUAGGCUCUAUUCCAACUACAUUUUUCAACUUAAAGCAGAUAGAAUGUUUGGACCUGUCUCACAAUAGAUUGAAUGGCCAAAUACCUCAAGACUUGAUAGAAUUGAACUUUCUGUCAAUAUUCUCAGUGGCAUUCAACAAUUUAUCAGGUAGAAUACCCGACAAUGAGCAGUUCUCAACAUUCGACAACAGCAGUUAUGAAGGUAACCCUUUACUUUGUCGGCAACUGUUGGGGAAAAGCUGCAGCAGCUCUAGCACAGAACCAUCUUCAGAGCCAAUUAUACAGAAUAAUGAUGAUCCAUUCAAAGAGACAUUUUUGUGGAGUUUUAUAGCAUCAUAUAUUGUAGCAUUUAUAGCUUCCAUUAUUGUUUUCUUAUGUUGUACUGAUUAUUCAGAACGGCUGCUUAUGUAUGUUCGAGCAAAAUUUGUAAUAAUUUUCUCUUUUUAA
Messenger RNA from Ipomoea nil (Japanese morning glory), 2479 nucleotides. Its product is annotated as leucine-rich repeat receptor-like protein kinase PXC2. The transcript is spliced from 4 exons. Bases 5 to 2479 code for a protein of 824 amino acids. The record is from RefSeq and is a predicted model, not a curated record. Gene Ontology annotation, molecular function: protein binding. NCBI's taxonomy places the organism in Eukaryota, Viridiplantae, Streptophyta, Magnoliopsida, Solanales, Convolvulaceae.